Molecule: messenger RNA, 2135 nt
Organism: Salvia miltiorrhiza (redroot sage)
Lineage: Eukaryota; Viridiplantae; Streptophyta; Magnoliopsida; Lamiales; Lamiaceae
Product: protein NRT1/ PTR FAMILY 3.1-like
Exons: 4
Coding region: 302-2038 (578 amino acids)
Biological process (GO): transmembrane transport
Cellular component (GO): plasma membrane
Molecular function (GO): transmembrane transporter activity
Source: RefSeq, a predicted model, not a curated record
UUUAGGACAUAUAUAUAUAGACGAGUCAAUUUAUAAUUCUUAAAUUUAAGGAAAAUAACAUAAAUAUAUAUAUGCUGAUAGAUAUAGGAAGAUAAAGCAAGUUGAGUUAUCUCACCGAUAUUGUGGAGAGUUUUUGAAACUCAUCUUACCUAAAAACCACAUAUUUUCCUGCUAUUUUUUUUUUUUUUUUUUGGAGGGAUAUGAACACUUACAGUGCGAAAGUGACAGAUCAAGUCGAGGUUCACUUACUAUAAAAUGCCUAUCUUCAACUCCAUUUGGUUCAUAGAAACUAGGCAAGAAGAUGGCCACGAUGAAGAAGAAAGACUUAAACGUGGAAAGGAAACAAGGCGGCUUGAUCACAAUGCCCUUCAUCUUCGGUAAUGAAGUCGGUGAGAAAUUGGCCGUGGUAGGGUUUAGCACAAACAUGAUCAGCUACUUAACCGGGCAGCUCCACCUGCCCAUGACUAAGGCCGCCAACACUCUCACAAACUUCGGCGGCACCGGAGCCCUCACACCGCUGCUCGGCGCCUUCAUUUCCGACGCCUUCGCCGGGAGGUUUUGGACCAUUACAAUCGCCUCAGUUUUACUACAAUUAGGAAUGAUAAGUUUGACAAUAUCAGCAAUUUUGCCUAGUUUAAGGCCGCCAGCGUGCAAAGGCGGCGCAGCAUGCAAAGAGGCGGAUUCCGGGCAGCUGGCCUUCCUCUACGUGUCCCUCCUGCUGUCGGCGCUUGGGUCCGGCGGGUACCGGCCGUGCAUCGUGUCGUUCGGGGCGGACCAGUUCGACGAGAACGAUCCGAGGCAGAAGGUGACGACGUGGAAGUUCUUCAACUGGUACUACUUCUGCAUGGGGGCUUCCAUCUUGGUCGCCAACACCGUCAUCGUCUACAUUCAAGACAACGCCGGUUGGGGCUGGGGCCUCGCCGUCCCCACUUUUGCUAUGUUUGUGUCCAUCGUCGCCUUCGUCUUCGGCUACCCCUUGUACCGGAAGCUCGACCCUGCCGGCAGCCCCUUUACGCGGCUGGUGCAGGUCUCCGCCGCCGCCUAUAGGAAGAGGAAGCUGGGGAGGGUUUCCGAUCCGAGCAAGCUGUAUGAGAAUGAGAUUCUUGAUGCUGCCAUUUCUGUUGGGGGCAAACUCGUCCACACUGAUAGUAUCAAGUUUUUGGACAAGGCCGCCGUGGUGACGGAAGACGACGAUCCCAAGGCUCCGAAUCCGUGGAGGCUGAGCAGCGUGCAUCGCGUGGAGGAACUGAAAUCCGUAAUUCGAAUGGGGCCAAUAUGGGCGGCGGGAAUCAUCACCAUCACCGCGGCCGCCCAGCAGAACACCUUCUCCCUCCAGCAAGCCCGAUCCAUGGACCGACACCUGGGCCCCAAAUUCCAAAUCCCACCGGCUUCCAUGUCCGUCUUCACACAGACAUCAAUGCUGGCCACCAUUGUCUUCUACGACCGCGUCUUCGUCCCCGCCUCGCGCAAGCUCACCGGCCUCGACCGCGGCGUCACCUUCCUCGCCCGAAUCGGGAUCGGAUUCGGCAUCUCCCUCCUCGCCACGCUGGCCGCCGGCUUCGUCGAGAUCAGGCGCAAGGAAGCCGCCGCGGCGCACGGCCUCACCGACCACGGGGCGGCGGCCAUCCCCAUCUCGGUGUUCUGGCUGGCGCCGCAGUACUGCCUCCACGGCGUGGCGGAGGCGUUCACGUCGAUCGGCCACCUGGAGUUCUUCUACGACCAGGCGCCGGAGAGCAUGAGGAGCACGGCGCCGGCGCUGUUCUGGCUGUCCAUAUCGGCGGGGAGCUAUACGAGCACGCUGCUGAUCACGGUGGUGCACAAGUACAGCGCGGGGCCUGAUGGAUCCAACUGGCUUCCCGAUGAUAAUUUGAACAGAGGGAAACUGGAGUAUCUGUAUUGGCUCAUCACACUGCUGCAGUUCUUCAACUUGAUUUAUUACAUCAUCUGCGCUAAGAUGUAUACCUACAAGCCGUUGGAGCUUAGGAAGGAGAAGGACACACAAGAUGGAGUUGAGCUCGUAGGGAAUGCUAAUGCUUAGGACCAAUCUCAUCUUCUUCUUUUUCUUUUUUUCGAUAUUUAGUUAGAGAUCAUUUCCACUCAUUCGUGAAAUGAAUAAAAGAUGAUAUGAUACAAAA